Porites lobata is the source of this 6494-nucleotide messenger RNA. Lineage: Eukaryota; Metazoa; Cnidaria; Anthozoa; Scleractinia; Poritidae. The record is from the annotation of a GenBank genome assembly.
AAUCUUCCAACUUUAUGCGCUUAUUUUCCUACCAACGUUCAGUCUGGUUGAGAUUUCACAACAUUUUUGCGUGGAUUCCAUUUUUUUUAUCUUCACUCUCGACCCAGUUUUCGCCUGCCUACGGCCACGUCUAAAUUCAAAAUGGCGGCGGACAGUGAAACCGGCGAUCUCGUGAAGGAAGUGAUGGUAAGAGGCUUUCAGCUAGUGUUAUCGCGAAUCUACGCUUUGUUAUUGUAGGGAACAUUUUUGGGCUAGAUGUUGGUUUUGCUUUGUCGAUAUGAGAUCGGUAUAUGAGAAAAAAACUAAGUUUUCUAAAAAUACCUUUGUCUACCUUUGUCUCUGUUCCGAUCAAAUUAAUAUAACUUUGAUUUAUCCUCGUCAAAGAGAUGAGGGAGAUGUAGUAUAUAAUAAGGUCUCAGUCAGGAAUGGAAUGGAUGGGAUACAGACUCCUUUCCAUGCAUUCCUUCCCUGAUCAUUAUGCAUCAGUCAAAUCCAAUUGUGCUCAGCCCCCCUCCCCCCCGGGCAACUGCGGGGCAUUUGCCUACCUUGUCAGUCCCGGGGGUGGUAGCAUUAGCAAAUUUUGCAUCCCCAGGGUGGGCUGGGCGCAGUUGGAUUUGACUGAUGCAUUAAUGUUUCGGAAGGAAUGUUUGCACAUACCUAGGAAACUGCAAUCAGGCAAGAUUUAGCCUAUAUCUUUGCCCUUAAGCAUGUAAAUCAUAAGGAAACUGUCUGUGCUGAAAUAUUAUUAAAUUUUGUGGUGCAUGAAUGGUUGUUUAUGUAGGAUUUCUCUUUGUGUAUCACAGAGCAAUAGUAAUGGUUCUCUUCCAAUUGCUAAAACUCUCAGCAAGGAAGAAUUGUGGAGGUAAACAUGUCUAUUUUUUGUAUUUAAUAAUUUAAAGGUUAAUUGUUUGUGGGCUGGGCGCAGUUGGCAGGAUUAGCUCAGUUGGUAGAGCAUUUGACUGCAGAGCGGGAGGUCGCGGGUUCGAUUCCCGGGGCCGGACCAUUACUCAGGGUCUUAAAAUGACUGAGAAAUGAAGGUACUUCCUUUGCACUGCAAGCGGCGAGACCUUCGCGUGGCUCGGAUGACCACGUAAAAUGGCGGUCCCGUCUCCAUUAGGAGACAUAAAAAUAGUGUCCCCAAUUAGCACUUUUGUGCUAAAUACAUUGACACUCAAAUAAAAAGUGCAAAAAGUGCAAGUGCAAGUGCAAGUGCAAAAUACUGUAUUGAAUAUUAGCACAGCAAAACCAGUAUUGAUAAUAAUAAUCAAUGUGUUAGUGGAUUUGGAUUUUGGGUAGUGAUUUUUGUUCUUAACUUGCCCAAUGGGCAAGCGCUUUUUUUUUGGGGAAACUCAAAUUACAGAAGGAUUGUAAUCAAUCCUACUAAUCAAAAAGGGUUUUGGGGCUAGUUGAAAUGACUUGUGCACUAAUACAUGCUAGCUAGUCAGCUUGCAUGCCUGAAUGGCAGGCUGUAAAACUGACUUUCUUUGCGCGGUAUUUUUAUUAAUUAUUAUUUGAAUUCAAAUUUGUAUUCCACAUUAGAUAAAGGGCAUUAAAUUUUGCAGGGAUGCUUUGUUUAACCCUGAGAAGCUGAUACUACAUUAACCUAUUUUGAUUUUAUUCAUUUGAUGAAUGAUAGGAUAGAACAUGAAAAGUUACAUGCUAAACACAAAGGUCAUGAAGCCAUGCACAUGGAGAUGGUUCUUAUUCUAUUUUCUACACUGGUGGUAGCCCAGAUUCUUUUGGUAAAGUGGAAAAAGCAUUACUACAAGUCAUUCCAGGUAAAGAGAUCACAAUGUUAAAAGAGGUUAUUGUUUUACUUUCUGAAAAAUGCAAUGGUUGGAGGAAACUUGUGGUUGACUGCUUUUCUGUUGGCUGAUGAUGAUGUCUUUAUUAACCCUUUAAGUCCCAAUGGUGACCAACAUCAAUUUUCUCCUAACCAUAUCCAUUGAUUGUCCAGAGAUUAGGUUAUGAGAAUUAAUAAAUUGAUCACCUAAGUGAAAAUGCCUUGAUCUUUUAUCAAAUUCUCUCAACCCAUCAUGAAGAAAAUGUAUAGAGAUCAGUUUGGAGAAUUUGUGUGUGGAUAUAAAGGGUUAAUCAGAAGGAGAAGACCAAUGAGGCAUGAGAUGAUUAUUUUUAUAACUAAAUGGCAAGCAUUAGCUCACUUGUGUGAACAUUCUGAUCUUCAAUAUGAUUGACAGUAACAAAAUAAGUGCCCCUGAAAUAUUAUUAUUAAGAGGCGCUAAAAUUCUGUUGAUAUUGAUAAGGGCAAUUUUAUAAGGAAGUGCAACAUAAAAGCUACGUUUAUGUCUUGGUUGAGUUGUUACUACAGCGCAAAUUGUACGGCACUGUAGAAAUACAAUGGGUUCUGAUCCCGUUGAAGUCCCAAUUUUUUUUUCCGUGUUAAUUUGCAAUUGCUUAAAUUGCAAUUACCAUGCACUGCAACGAUCAUAUCUUCAUUUAGAUGUACCUCCAAUUGACGACACAAUUAGUUGAGACACUUUGCCUUUAAGUGCCUUUCUGACGUUUUGCCCUUCUAAAGGGAAAAAUGAAGCCUUCCCUCCCCUACCCCCUCCAAGCUAUGUUGUGCUGCUGCAUGUUAACUGAUUGAAAAAAUUUAUUCACUAAUUUCCUUUUUAUUUUUUUCACAACUUAGGCUGUCACUCUAGUUGGUAUGUGGUGGAUUCCUCUGUAUUUCAACAUUAAGCUUAAGUUUUGGCGCAUGCUGUCUGCUUGGGUGCUGUUCUCAGUUUUGACAGGAUUUAUCGUUUUCAAGUCCACAAGAAAGCCAUUAACACCCACAACACCGAGGUACAGUAACUACUGUAAUGCAACUAUUAAUCCUUUAGCCUGGUCAGGUUUCUAACUAAAGAUAAUGUGUAGUCAGGGAAAAAAAAGAGAAAGGAAAGGCAAAUAAUAAUUUAAACAAGACUUGCAUGUAAGUCAAAGGUUGAUUAAGAUUCUGUGAGUCAUCAGCUGGGAGUGUAGGAGUUGUACAACUCCACAACGGUAAAAGUCUGUCUUGCUUCAACGCAAGAACUACACAACUGAUUUGACGCAUGAGCUGCACUCUUUCUCAUACCACUACUUCACGACCUUGGCUGAUGACCAAAUAGAAUAUAGGCAUUGUUAAACGUAUUUUAGUAUUUAAAUGGUAGAUAUAGGCAUAUUUUUAUCCCCUAAAACUUUUUCAUCUGUUCGGUUUUCCUAGCUGAAAGUCUAGUGAUCCGAAAAUUGUAGGGAUCAAAACUUACCUUUUCAAAAAUUUCAGCCGGGAAAAAGGCUCUCAAAAAUUCUAGGUGACCUUUUUAGGGAAAAAAUCCGUUAAAAAUGGGCAAUUAUACCAUUUUUUAGAUGUUUGAAAAUCCUAGGAGAGGCAGGAAAGCAAGAAAUUUUACAACAAAUAUUCUGAAAAUUCUAGGUCUCAAAUCGUCUUCUGAACAAUGAGAUAUUUUCCAAAAAUUGACGUUGGGUGCCCCUGAUGAUCACUCAUUAACAGUUUGAUCCAUCUGUUUUUCUUCUUUGCAGACUGGUUUACAAAUGGUUUUUGUUGAUACACAAAGCUACUUAUGCCUUGGGAAUAGUAGGCUACAUGGUUGUUUGUCUCACAAUGCUUGGCAUCAAUCUAAUGUUUGCAAUUAAGCCUGAUACUGCCAUGGAGUUUGGAGUGACCGUGCUGUUUUAUGGACUUUAUUUUGGAGUGCUUGGUAGAGAUUUUGCUGAGAUAUGUGCAGAUAACAUUGCCUCAAAACUAGGUGUAAGUACUUGCCUUUUUUUACUCUCUGCAACUGCACUACACGGGCGUAGCCAGGAUUUUUCAAAGGGGGGGUCACAGAAGCUACUCACCAGAAUGCCAUGUCGACCUCCACUCGGAUCGCCGACUAUAUAUUCAUUGUUUAUAUCGCUGCUCUCCCUUGUGUAUCAGCGGGCUCAGUCGUAUUAUCGCAGGAUGAAGGCCCAUAUUAACUAAAGACAAGAACCGCUGACGAAACUGCUUUACAAAAAAACAAAUUUUAAAAAAGUGGGCUUUUCAACAAUGGUUUUUACGGCCAAGAUAUUGUCAUGGUGUUUUCGCCACCUGAAUAUUGUGGGUUGUUUGCUCAAAAGAAGGCCUACCAGUGGGGGUUUGCCCCCUACGGUCACCCCAGGACCCCCCUAGCUAGCCCCUGCACGAGGGGCAAAUAAAACCUGAGGUACUAUCCGCAUAUUAAUUAGAAUUAACUGGUUUCAUAAAUACAUUUGGAGUUACAGCUAUGUAUUUUAGGUGUCAACUGAGUAUUAACUGGGUCAUGCAAAUUGUCCGAGAGCAGUGUAUUUCCCUGAGGAAGAUUCACAACUUAGCAGAGUCAUACAAUUUCGUCUUUAUUUUUUUAGUAUUCUAGUAAAGAUGGGCUUCCAAGUAGAAGCCUUGAGAUCAACAUCUGUGCUGUUUGUGGCCAAGAACUUGUGUUGCAGCAAGAUGAUGAUGAUGAUGGGCCUGAGAAAAAUUACAAACUCUCUUGUGGUCAUUUGUAUCCUUGCCUUUAAAAAAUAAUGUGCGAUGGAUGUGUGAUGGAUUAGACUUUCGAAAAAGUCCUUCUUCCCAUUUAAUCAGGGGCAUCCAACUACGGUCUCCUACUAAAUGCAUUAAUAACACUUUUUAGGCUAUCUGGAGCUAGAGUACAAAGACGUCUAAAGAAACGAUACUGAUGACGCAUCACUAGCCAGAUCUGGGUAGUGCUUCUGAUUGGCUGAAGCAAAUUUUCCACGCGUCACCACCAAUCAGAAGCACUACCCAGAUCUCGGUAGUGACGCGUCAUCGGUAUGGAAUUUCUGCACUCGUUUCUCAGAAAUCUUUUGGCGGGAAACCAGUGGUGGCGUUUCUCCUUACGUGGGCCGUGGUUUGCGUGAUGAAUACAUAUUACAUACUUUUUCCGUCAUGAUUUGUCUCUAACUUGUCUCUCUAGAGACGUCAUUUUUAGUUAUGUUGAAUUUGUGAAUUUGUUUCUGUGAAUCAGUGUUUAUCCUUCACAAACAAUAAACCCAGAUUCCACGAGUUCUGUAUACGUGGUUGGUGCAUCGUAGGGAAGAAGCAAACUUGUCCUUACUGUAAAGAAAAGGUAGACCUCAAGAGGAUGUUCCACAAUCCGUAUCCUUUUAUAAAUUUCCACCUUGCGAGCACACCAAAAUCGGGCAGAAAGGAUCUGCCAGCAGGGUGAUAAAUUGCUUGUCUAUGUUGGAAAAAUAUUAAUCAAGCCGCUCACUUUACUUAGCUAUCCAACCUGACCCUCUCGCGUCAAGUUUAAGUUCAUCUCAGCAAACUCAAGCAAAACAAACAUGCGUCAAGUUUAAGUUCACCUCUGCAAACUCAAGCAAAACAAACAUGCAAAAACUUUUAAAAACUUUUAAGAAUUUACGUAAGUAAUUACCCUGACCCGCAGGUAGUAAAUGCUAAUCUAGGCGGGUCCGACGAACAACUGAGGGUCAACUGUUUUAACUCAUGGUAGAAUGGCGCAACGACUCUAAUGUUUUUCCGCCAAGUCAAGAAGACAUUGGUUCACGCUCAAACACUUCCUUAGUGUGGAGAAAAGUCCUUCUCGUCUUAGAAUCUUAAGGUCUCUUUUAAGUUGUCUGGAAAGCAACACUACUUCUUUUUCUAAAAAGCAAUUAUUCUGGGUAUGUCUUUCAACUUUCCUUGACCAGUCCCCAGGUGGGAGCGUCCACACGUCCUUUUUGGGCAGCUUUUGGACUGGAUCCGAUACCUCGUUGUGUGGCAGCCCAUCAUUAUCGUUGUAGUACAGAUAAUAAUUUAUGUUCUAGGUCUAGAAUAGAUAUCUAAGUUUUAUUUAAAGCAACAAAUGAAAUUAUAUUAUAAUUUGUACAGUAAGCCGAGUCAUAAUUAUGAAGGCUUUCUUUAAUUUCUCUUUAGCAAGUACUAAGAGGCUAGGAUAAGUCUAGUAGCCUGCGUGGCAGGCGUUAAAAGGGGAAGGGGAAAGGGGAAUUUGGGCGCGCGAGGGAGAAAGGAAAGGAGUUCCCCUCCUCCCUCCUCCCUCCUCCCUCGCGCGUGGUCUCGCGCCCUAAUUCCGUUCCCCUUCCCUUUCGAGCGCCUGCCACACAGGCUAUAAGUCUAGCGGUUUUUAUUAUAUCCGUAUUUAUCCUAUGAUUAUCUUAGAAUUAUCCUACUGCCAAUAAAAUUGCAGUUGCGAAAUUACAUAACCCAAAGCUUAAGAAAAGUAUUAAUUUAAAGAAUGAAUAAAAAUGUUCUCGAUUUUUUUUCCAUGAAAUUGCUCUCUUGGUACGCUUCUUUCGGUGAAGAACUUCGUGGUCUUCGCGGUACAGUUUUGGGUUGACAAAAAUAUUACGUUCGUUGUUUAGUUUGCUUCGUCUACCGUAUGCAGUCAAAAUUGCAGGGUUUUUUCCUUUUUUUGCGUCAUUCUUUAAAGCUUUCUGACAAGUGGCCAACUACUUCUGAAGUUGCUCCAUUUUUUUUAUAUGAUCUCACUUACGUUUCUUCAUGA